Molecule: messenger RNA, 498 nt
Organism: Rangifer tarandus platyrhynchus (Svalbard reindeer)
Lineage: Eukaryota; Metazoa; Chordata; Mammalia; Artiodactyla; Cervidae
Source: the annotation of a GenBank genome assembly
AUGUUGCUGCCGCCACGAGGAGCAGGUGGGAAGGCUCCGGAGUAUCGGAUGUGUCAAGUACAGGAGAUGAAGGAGAUGAAGUUAGGAGAUGAAGUCUAUGUCCCUCUUCUUGACAGACUUGAGACUACUUUAAGCAGGAUGGUAUGGGGACCAGGCUCCCUUUCGAGGAUCAGGCGGGAGGAUGGAGUCUGGGAGCAUGGGACGAGCAGAUGGCCUGUGACUGUCUCCAGUCAUCACCUGAAAGCCAACAGCUGUGAUGUAACCACCGCAUCCUUCAGCGAUGGCUGCCUUUGGUCUGUGGGUGGGACCACGCUGCCGGCUGGAGGGGGAAUCCCGUUGGUGACAACACAGCAGCCUUUUGAGCUGACGCGGCAGCAGAUGCUUCAGACCAGCUCCAAGGCUGACAGCGUCUCUGCGAAGUGUGUGAAGGGACAGCAGGCGUCAGAGCGCUCCUGUAGAUCACCUUCACAGACGCUCUUUGUGGUUGAUUCCCGAUGA